UUUUCAUUUCCUGAGUUUUGACUAUUGAUUUCUAGUGUCUCAUUACAGUUACUUAAAAAUACACCUCUUACAUGAUAUUGACCUCAUCUAACCAGACAGAUCCGGUACAAGCAGACUAAAACAGUCUCUUACCAUUUUCCCCAUUGAGAUGACCUUACAGAUUAUACAAAACAUUUUCAUCCAUUUGCCGCGAAGGAUUCGCGUCGUUAUGAAUCACUGCCAACAAACAGCCGGAUAGGCUGACAAAUAUAAUUCACAACAAGAGACCGUAAUGAGGCCUCCGCUGUAUAACUCUCAUUUGUAUUCAGAAAUCAUAAAAAAUAUAUUUUAUAUUCUACAAGAAUUAAAUAUACAUGAACGAACGAUUGGGAACAAAAUGCUAUUGCAUUGUUAAUGAAUGAUGGACAGUUCAAUACCAUUACUUGUACAGUAUUAAAACGCUCGUCAUUAAUGUAACUUUUUCUUGUUACAGAUAAUGUUCGCGGUCUACUCUUGGAUGCCUUGAGGCAAUAUGAAUGUCAGAAAGGGUCUGGACGUGAGGCUCAUCGCCUUGUGCACGACUUGCCUCCUGCUGCCCGCCAUCGCCUGCCCCUCGCAGUGCGUGUGCAAGUGGAAGAACGGGAAACGGUAUGUCGAGUGCUCAGAAAAGGACCUCAAAGCCAUACCUAACUCACUUGACCCAGAAACGCAAGUUCUAGACUUCACAGGCAACGACCUACAAGUGCUACAGAAAGAAACCUUUCACAAACUAAAUUUACUCAAUCUUCAGAAAAUCUACUUACAAAGAUGUAGAUUGCAGAAAAUCGAUAACCACGCGUUCAAAGGCCUUGCAAACCUCGUCGAGUUGGACCUCUCGAACAAUUACUUGACAGUCAUACCGUCGACCAACUUUGUUUUCUUCCCGUCGCUAAUGAGGCUCUCGCUCAACAACAAUCCAAUAACGAGCAUAAAAACUCACUGCUUUCAACAUUUAUCGUACUUGAAUACUUUGGAACUGAGCGAUUGCAAAAUAGAAACAAUAGAGAGAGAAGCAUUUUCCGGCCUCAACCACCUAGAGUGGCUGCGACUGAACGGCAACAGACUAUCAAAUAUUCAAGGUGAAAAUUUAUUCCCCGAUACGCUGCGAGGGAUCAACUUGCAAAAUAAUAAUUGGAAUUGCGAUUGCCAUCUCAGGGAUUUACAUAGUUGGUUGUUGAAUUUCAAUAUGCCGCACGCCGUCGAACCAAUUUGCUCUCUACCCGAACGUUUGAGGAAACGGACGAUCACGAGCGUCGCUGAAAACGAGUUGGCGUGCUUACCGAAAAUGAGCCCUACGUCCGUGUUCUUAGAGACAAACGCAGGAAACAAUGUCACACUCGAGUGCCUAGUGAAGGCGAUACCCGAAGCGAAAAUAAGCUGGUUAUACCAGGGUCAGAUCAUUCAUAAUUAUUCAAGCAUGGUUACUGACGCUCGUGACUUGUAUUAUGUGGAAAAUGGUGUAACCGAUAAAAAGAGCGAAUUGUACAUAUUCAAUAUAGGAAAUGAUGACAAUGGCACGUACUCGUGCAUUGCCGAGAACCCCGCGGGCAGGUCGCGAGCCAACUACACAAUAAGAAUACUAGUGAAAGAGGAGCCCGUCGUUAUAGUGGUCACGUUCCCGCAGAGGCACUUGGUAGUCAUAGUUACCGUAGUUUUUCUUAUUAUCGUCUUACUCAUAGCUAUAAUAGCCGUAGUAUUAUUAAAAUUUAAAACUGACACAAGAAGUCGUAAGAAGAAGGAAAGUGGCAAAGACGUGGCCUUGUGUAACCAAAUCCUGCCCUCGAACCGAGGUAAUGGAAUGCCUAAAAAUAACGGCAGCGUUAUUGUGAACGCACAUUCUCAUCACGCAUUGCACUACACGGUACAAACAAACCGUGAUUACGAGUCGAGCGACGUGUAUCAAAGCAAUAACAUGAAAGGCUUUGUCGACAGAAACCCCGACCUAAUUAGCGACGCGGAAACUGUAGCUAACAAUGCGCAAAACGAGAACACAGUGUUAUCAGUAUAUAAAGCUCAAACCGCAAGUGGCGACGGUUUCCAAGAGGAAACCGCGUUCACCGCGCCUACGAUCCCCAGGCAGGUCACGUGGCAGGAUCAGCAGACGAUGAACAUGCCCCAGAACACAAUCAACAACAUGUACCAGCACUCGGCGGAUGUACACCUGAAUCCGGGAUGCUUCCUUGAUAACGAGGGCUACCCUUACGACUACGGCCUUCCCAAACAUCCCUGCCGGCCGCCGAUAAUGUCCAACUAUUCGGUAGUCGGACCAUUUUAUCAAACCCUGCCGCACAAUCGGCCGAAGGGUCAAAAGCUUGUUUGUAAAUUUGCAAAAGAUACAGAGUUUAACGCGACGCCACCCACUUGUCCUACUUUUGAGACGCCGUUCGGUCCGGGAAACGUACGACGUACUUUAGAAGGCUACCCCGUUCCAAGGAACAGGCAGAUCGCGUUUGUAGGAAAUGGUACGGUGUAUUAUAAUGAGGAGUUCGUGCCAUCGCCGCCUGAAGGUUACAAGACCGAGCCGGUGCAGUGUUGUGCGCCCACCGAGGCGUGUACCUCGUGGGUGAACCCGAAGGGCACGUGUGCAGUGAUGGUGCCGCUGAGUGUGGCCGAGGGCCCGGGCCGGUGCUACCAGGUGGAGACCCGGUGUGUCGACACUCAGACGACGGACGCGCGGCUGCCCGGCGAGGGCACCGAGAGUGUGCUCAAACCUUUACCGCAAGUGUCUAACGCGAAGUGUGCCGCUGACAUAUGUUCGGAAAGCCCUGAUGAGGGUUAUGUCGGUGACGCUAACGAUAUCUGACGACGUCGCCAGACCGAUAGCGCUUAAACAGGGCAAUUUAGACGCUAACAAAGUGAUAAAGCGACUGAGUAUAAAGUAGUUUUGUAAUUUCACGUGAUCGCGACGACGGCGAAUGCAGGCGGGAGUUCCAUUACUUAGUGAACGAUCCUGUUCGAUCCCUGUUUUGCAAUUUUGUAUAUUUUAUAUUGUAAGCCCGUUUGCGGCCGCCUCUAUUCGACGCCGGCGUUGAUAUAGUUAACCAAAUAUCAUUACCAAAUUUUUUCUAGUCGAAUUUCGUAGAUUGACAGUGUUUUCCAAUGAUGUCGGCAUAAAUAUAAUUUGUUGACCUAGUUUGAUAAUUAAUUUAUCUACGUUUGACUUUCCAGAGGACAUUUAUUGGGAAACAUUGUUAUUUCAAUUGAAGA
Trichoplusia ni (cabbage looper) is the source of this 3225-nucleotide messenger RNA. RefSeq lists its product as uncharacterized. Gene Ontology annotation, molecular function: protein binding. The transcript has a single exon. The record is from RefSeq and is a predicted model, not a curated record. The coding region runs from base 512 to 2821 and encodes 769 amino acids. NCBI's taxonomy places the organism in Eukaryota, Metazoa, Arthropoda, Insecta, Lepidoptera, Noctuidae.